Messenger RNA from Orbicella faveolata, 3093 nucleotides. Its product is annotated as potassium channel subfamily K member 6-like. Lineage: Eukaryota; Metazoa; Cnidaria; Anthozoa; Scleractinia; Merulinidae. Gene Ontology annotation, biological process: potassium ion transmembrane transport; stabilization of membrane potential. Gene Ontology annotation, molecular function: outward rectifier potassium channel activity; potassium ion leak channel activity. Gene Ontology annotation, cellular component: plasma membrane. The record is from RefSeq and is a predicted model, not a curated record.
UUACUGUUAACUAUAAACAAUGUUUUCACAGGCUACGGAAAUAUCGCUCCCCUGUCCGAUGGUGGCAAAGUGUUUUGUAUGGUGUUUGCAGUUUUUGGUAUUCCCAUGACGGCCAUCAUGUUAACAGCCAUUGUGGAGAGACUCCUUCAGUUGACCGACUUACUUGAAACGUUUCUGUGUAGUACUUGCACUGUACGCGGAAUCCCUCCUGCUUACCUCCGCUUUCUCCAUCUAUCGUUAAUAAUGUGCGGAGUUGUCGUGCUGGUAAUGCUAAUUCCCGCCGUUUUCUUCAUGUUGCUUGAAGACUGGAGCUAUUUUGAAGCGCUGUACUUUUGUUUUAUAUCGCUAACUACCAUUGGACUUGGAGAUUUUGUGCCUGGGGACGACCCAAAGUGGCGAAGUAGCGAAUACCGUUCGCUAUAUAAAGUAUGCUGUGUGUUUUUCUUUAUCACUGGACUUACAUUCUUGCUUCUGAUUCUGGAACUUUGCGCUAAAGUCCCGGAUGACCAUCCCGGCAUGCUUUUCUCGUGUCACAAGCCAUUCAUCCAAGAGGAAGAAACAGAGUUAACAACAAAACAGCGCCCGCGAUACUCAGUGUCCAGCAGAGGGAGCAGCGCAUUGUCAACACAGGAAAAUGAAAGACCUUCCAGAAACUCUUAUGAAAGAAUAACCAACAGAGAUAAUAGAUGAUGAAGCUAAUGAAAACAGAUCAAUCGGUAUAACACUAAUAUAAGAAUGUUUGUAAAGAAAAUGAGUAAAACUGGGUUUAACACUUGCCAAAUUCUAAGGUUGGAAAUAAAAGCUCGUUAAUAUAACUGGCAAAAUUUUUGCCUUUUUAAAAUUAUCCGCGUGAUGCCAAAAGCAAAAGCUUGUCAAAGCAAAUGAAAAAAUUAAAACGAAAUGAGUUUCUGGUAAGAGUGAAGGAGAAACAAGUCAAAAUUAUAGAUAUUUUUUCACAUACCGUCAAGGAGGUAAAAUUAUUCUCCUUAGGGAAAAUGAGGCUUGCAUUUGUAUUUCAAAAUUGUAAUGUUUUCUUGGGAACUUCGUUCCUUAUCAAAGAAACAUGAAACAAAUACUAUAAUUUUGACCAUAGAUCUGACCGGGAGCUUAUCACCUCAGAGGUGAUAAGUUUCUGAUCUGACAAAGGAGUUAGAAUUUAAAUUCCAAAUACUUUACCAAAACAACUGUAAUUGUAAAUCAAGGGUGUAAAUGUUAAUCGAAACUAGAAAACAUUUUCCUCGUGGAAGAGUGUUAUAUUAAAGUUACGUUUACCACGGCCAAGAAAGCAUGAAGAGUAAGAGUGUUAAUCCCCAAUAUAGACCUUAUUCCCAAGGUAAUCCAUCUCAAGUUAUUUUUACGUCACCUCCAGUUUCGGAAACCCCAGGGCGGCCUAGAAAUGGCGCGGAGUUUUGUUCAUGUGGUAGCCCGAGUGAUUUUACACGUAUGUUUAUUCUCUAUUUAGACAUGGUACACAGUUCUUUGGCGAAAAAUGUUAACACGCGUGUUGCGUGGAUGUUUUCGUGGAGGAUGAAAAAUGCGUGUAAAACCGCUUGGGUUGUCCACGCGAGCAAAAUCCGCGUCACAGGAUUGGCUAUUUAUAGACCCUCCUGGGAUUUUCGAAACAGGUCAUUUCCGAGUUACCUUGUGCCUCUGCUUCAAAACGAGUCUCCUUGAAAAACCUUUCAUAUUGCAACGUGUUUGCUUUGCAUCCAAUUGAACCUCUUGGCAAAACACGUUUUCAAGCUCGUUUUGACACAGAGGCAAAAGGCAACUGGGAAAUGGCCUAUUAGAUUGGAAAUAAGGCUUUUAUGGGAGAUUACCUCUCUUACCUGGCAUUGUCUCUUGGCACAGCGCAAAUUGCAAAUAUGGUGGAAGACGUGUUUGGUGGCCAUAAUUUCGAUAAAAGUGCACUUCGUAUUGCUCGAUCAGUAAACUUAACUUCCUAGCAAGAUGUUACAGAUCAACUUAGUAGAGACGUCAGAUAUUCAGAAACUACAUUUCAAGCUUUAUAUUUUAUACUAUUUUUUAAGAAGAUCAGGGGCAAGGAAGGGAGCUGUCUGGUUAUAGCAUCACUUUAAGCCCAUGAGGAUAUUGUUGUACGAUAAAUUGUAAUUUAUGUUGUUUUCGGUGACAUUUGUUGAUUUACCAUGGAUGGGACGGGAUUACUCACCAUGGUUGGGAGGGAAGGAGGGGUAAUCGAGUUUAUUUUUGUGGCUCAUAAGAUUUUCCCACAGUUUGUAUGUCAAGUGCACUAUCACGGGAACUCUGUUACAUUUUUGUUCAAAUUAUACCUUCGCGCCUAAAAUAAUUGUUAAAGGGACAGCAAAGCGUAAUUAUUUCUUGGCGAUUUUCACACGGCAAGGAGGGGGCAGAAUUUUAAGUAUUCCAGACAUCAUGUAUGACUACUAGAACAUUGUAAUUCUUACUGGCAAAACUACACCAUCAAUUUUCAAUUGAUUUCAAAGUCAUGCUCGGAGUAAUGUUCCUUCAAACCAACUGCUUUCUGGGGCCACAGAUGAUGUCGAUGGACCGGGGAUUCCAUGAUUUAGUUACCAAUUUGAAUGACUACCAUAGCCUUUUCCAAGGAAAUCGAGUAGGAUUAAAUUGAAUGAAAUGAAAGUCGUUGUUGGUUUGUUGUAAAUAGUUAAUUCCAUCGAUUAUAUGUUGUGCGUUUUGACCUUAAAAUUCUCUUGCAUACAUCUGCUCCCUCUACCUCGACCUAUCCCCAGCAAACUUGAUUUCAACCUCGUCCAUUACCUCAAAGCGGAACCUAAACAAUAGGCACGCAGAGCGUGCGAGGAGAGUUCCAACGAAGCGAAAUAUACUGGACAAUCAGACGCUAGUCCAAGUGAGACAAGCCCCAAACAAUAGGGAGCUUGAGAAAACUACGACGACAGCAACGAGAAUGUCACCAAACAAAAGGUUAAAUGAGCAGAACAAUAGCUGUGCACGUGCGUUAAAAAUCUUUGUAUUUUUCUUUGCCGUCUUCUGCAAAACAAGAACGUGAAAUGAUCAACUUCUGCGUAGUCUGACAAACGCGAACUACGACGGCUAAUUUUUAGUACAAACGCUGUUAUUGCAUAUUUAGCCUGA